Colius striatus (speckled mousebird) is the source of this 1088-nucleotide messenger RNA. RefSeq names its product dual specificity phosphatase 23 (gene DUSP23). Gene Ontology annotation, biological process: cilium assembly; protein dephosphorylation. Lineage: Eukaryota; Metazoa; Chordata; Aves; Coliiformes; Coliidae. Bases 93 to 827 code for a protein of 244 amino acids. The transcript has 3 exons. The record is from RefSeq and is a predicted model, not a curated record. Gene Ontology annotation, molecular function: protein tyrosine/serine/threonine phosphatase activity; protein tyrosine phosphatase activity.
UUUGGUUCAAUGAGAAGCCCCGUGAGGGGCUGCAGAGUGGGGCAGGGAGGUGACCAUGGUGCUGUGGCAGGACACCUUUAGGGGUUGCUUUAAUGCCCAGCAGCCCUUUGUGGUCAGCAGAGCCGACACCGGGUACUGGGCACAGGGCUGGUGCACUGCUGCUCUCUCUCAGGGUUGCCACAAGCGCUGGGCGAGCCGUGGCUGCCACAGAAGCUGUGCAAUCCCUCCUUCCCUGCUGUGUAACCCCCACAAAGUAUCACAUAAUCGAAGAAACCGGCUUGAAAAGCAGCAAUAAUGGUCUUUGCCAGGCAAACUGCAGCCCGCCAAAGCUCUCGCGUGGCUCAGGCCAGUGGCGCCGGUCCCCGCAGGCGAUGGCGGCAGCCGAGCCCCCCAACUUCUCGUGGGUAGCGGCGGGGCGGCUGGCGGGGCUGGCCAUGCCGCGGGAGCCGGGCCACUACCGCUUCUUGCUGGGCCUGGGCGUGCGGCACCUGGUGUCGCUGUCGGAGCGGCCGCCCCCGCACCACGGCUGCUGCCCGGCCAUCCGGCUCCACCGGCUCCGUGUGCCCGACUUCACUCCCCCGACGCCGGAGCAGAUCCAGAGCUUCGUGCAGCUGGUGGAGGAGGCCAACGGCCGAGGCGAGGCUGUGGCUGUGCACUGCAUGCUGGGGCACGGCCGGACGGGCACCAUGCUGGCCUGCUACCUGGCGAAGGCGCAGAAGAUGGAUGGUGCUGAUGCCAUCCGGGAGAUCCGGCGGCUGCGGCCCGGCUCCAUCGAGACGCAGGAGCAGGAGCAAGCCGUGAUCCAGUUCUGCCAGCGCCUCCGGUAGGUGCACAGGUCCUGUCCGUGUCACUGGUGUGCUGGGUGCAUGGGGCAGCAGAGGAGCUCAGGGAGCCCAGCUCACCGGUGGGAUCUGCCCCACCGCAGUGCUGGAGGGGACGGCAAGGAGCUGUGAGCACAACCAUCUCCCACGGACGGCCUGUGCCGGGUGAAACCGGUGGAGACGGUCCCUCCAAAACAUUGGAGAGGCUUUUCCCAGCCCCAAGCUUCUGCCCCCUGCCACAUUAAAGGACUUUCCCGUGGCCUCUCA